AUGCCAGACUCGGCAACAACUUCGACCAGUGACCAGAACCAAUUCCCAAAACUUUCUCUCCCUGCCACCACAGACCCUCCCAGCGACACCAACCCUCCUAUCCAGAAGACAUGGCUCAUCUUCGGCGCCACAGGCCACAUCGGCCAGUCCAUCGUUCGCUCCGCCCUGACCCACGGCGACCUAGUCUGCGCCGUCGGCCAAACCUACAAAACCACUCUGGCCUCUAUGCUCAACCUCCUCCCUGACCCCACUUCCACAGACCAGCGCUCCCGCUUCUUACCAUUGCUGUGCGACGUCCGGCUACGCAACACCGUCGCCACCGCCAUCUCCACAUGUCUGGACCACUUCGCGACCAUCGACAUCAUCGCCAACUGCUCCGGCUAUGGCGUGAUUGGCGCCUUUGAGGAUCAAGACGAGCAUGAGAUCCGGAACCAGUUCGAGACGAACUUCAUGGGGACGCUGAACAUCAUCCAGCUGUCCCUGCCGUAUUUUCGCGAGCGGGGCGAGGGGCGGUAUAUCAUCUUCUCGUCGACGAGUGGCGCACAGGGCGUGCCGGGACUAGCGCCGUACUGUGCGACCAAGUACGCUGUGGAGGGACUAAUCGAAAGCAUGCUCUAUGAAGUCGAUGGCUUCGGCGUGCGCGUUACACUGGUCGAGCCCGGACACGUGCGACGAGACGACGUUGCCGCUGGAGGCAGUCCACCACCCACUACAACCACUAUGACAGGAAAGGGACAGAAACAGCAGCAGCAGCAAACGAAACGACCUUCACCGCUCAAACACCAACUAAGCACAACAUCCAACCCUUCCUCCACAGCGACGCCCCCACCACCGUCCCUCCCACCAUACACGCACUUCCUAAUCCUAAAACCCUCGCCACCCUACGCCACCCCCGACUCCCCCUCCAAACACGCCCAGCGCCUAGUCCAAUGGUACGGCGGCACGAACCAACCCACCAGCGUGCUGAAAGCGAGCGAACUGGUCUGGCAACUGGGCCAUUGCAGCUACCCGCCACUGAGGCUGCUGUUGGGCAGCUAUGCAGUGGAGAGUAUCCGGGAGCGGCUGAAGAGCGUGAUCGAGGAGAUUGAGGAUUGGAAGUGGUUGCAUUAUCCUGCUGUGGCGGGGUGGGGUGAUGGGGAGGGGGAUGAGGAGGACGAUCAUGAAGAGGAUGGAGAUGGUGAGGAGGGCGGCGAUGCGGUGGAAGAGGAGGGGGGUAUUGAGAAGGAAGGCAAGGGGAAUGCUGGUGGUGGAGGGGAAGAUGUGGUUAUGAUGGACGAGGGCUGA
This is a messenger RNA of Cyphellophora attinorum, 1284 nucleotides long. Its product is annotated as putative oxido. Lineage: Eukaryota; Fungi; Ascomycota; Eurotiomycetes; Chaetothyriales; Cyphellophoraceae. Bases 1 to 1284 code for a protein of 427 amino acids. The record is from RefSeq and is a predicted model, not a curated record. The transcript has a single exon.